AUGGCUCCUUCUCAUCCUCUUUCUAUCCUUUCCAUCGACGAGACCAAUCUCGCCAGAGAGAUUGUGCUUGCUCACCACGACAAGGAGGUCAUUGACUUCAGAGAGAUCUUCCUCCAGGAACCUACCAAAGCGGAGUUGGUCAAGUAUUUACAGCUUGAGCACUCUGGCCGCUUGUCUCCUACUUCUGCUCGCCCUGCUCGUUUGGCUAAGUGCCAGUAUGAUGUUAUUGGCCAGGAUAGGAUUCCUUCGUACCAUGAGAGUGUGGUGGAUAUUGGAUCCAAGCAGAGGGUCAAGCAUGAAGUUAUCGGCAAGGAGCAUCAGGCUGCUCUGACUCUAAAAGAGUUCGAGGUUCUUGUCAAUGUCUGCAAAGCCGAUCCUAAAUUCAAGCAAGCUAUUGCCGACCUGAACAUUCCCGACUACUACGAGAUUGUCGUCGAACCCUGGCCCUACGGUGGUCUUGACGAAGAGGACGAAAGCCGUCGCUACUUCCAAGGCCUCAUUUUCGCUCAGGAUACACGCAACAAAAAUGCCGACUCCAACUUCUACGCCUUCCCUCUCCCUCUCAUCCCUGUGCUGGAUAUUCACAAGAAGGAAAUCUGCCGUAUCGAUAAAUUGGCUACUGGAGGCAAGAACGACAGUUUCACGGCCAAGACUCAUGCGGAAAAAAUCCUGGAUCAUUGCACCACGGCUGAAUAUGUUCCUGAAUUGUUGCCUCAAGGAGUCAGAAAGGAUCUUAAGACGUUGAAUGUGUUGCAACCUGAUGGUCCUUCGUUCAAAGUCACCGAUGAAUCCUUGGUCGAAUGGCAGAAGUGGCGUUUCCGUGUCUCAUUCAACCCUCGCGAGGGAGCUGUUAUUCACGAUGUGCAUUACGAUGGCAGAAGCGUUGCUUACAGAUUGUCAGUCUCCGAGAUGACUGUUCCUUAUGCCGAUGCUCGUCCGCCGUUCCAACGCAAACAAGCCUUUGACUUUGGUGAUGGCGGAGCCGGGAAUUGUGCAAACAAUCUGUCUCUAGGAUGCGAUUGCUUGGGUGUCAUCAAGUACUUUGAUGCCGUGAUUGUCGACGACGACGGAAAGGGAAAAGUACACCCCAAUGUCAUUUGUUUACACGAACAGGACGAGGGUAUCGGUUGGAAACACACUAACUGGCGCACCGGCCGUGCAGUGGUGACUCGCAGUCGAGUGCUGGUCGUCCAAUUCAUCAUCACCCUCGCCAACUACGAAUACGUCUUUGCCUACAAAUUCGACCAGUCAGGCGGCAUCGAUAUCGAAACACGCGCUACUGGCAUCGUCAGCUGUGUCAACAUCGACGCUGGCAAGACCUCCAACUACGGAAACGUAGUCAACCCAGGUGUUUUGGCACAGAACCAUCAACACAUCUUUGCUUUCCGCAUUGAUCCCGCCAUCGAUGGUCAUAACAACACAGUCAUCACUGAAGAGUCUCAUGCAGUUCCCAUGAACCCUAAAACCAACCCUCGGGGCAACUACUACGAAGUGCGCAAAACACCCUUCGAGAAGGCCGCCUGGGCAGAUGCCGAACCCAGACUCAACCGCGUCUUCAAAAUCGUAAACGAGAGUGUCAAGAACCCAGUGUCUGGCAACAGCGUAGGCUAUAAACUGGUACCCCCAGCCACACAGCUUCUCCUCGCCGACCCCAACUCCGUACAAGCCCAGCGCGCGCAAUUCGCCCAACAUCAUCUGUGGGUGACCAAAUACCGCGAUGACGAGCUCUACGCUGGAGGACGCUUCACCAUGCAGUCACGCAAAGAAGUCGAUGGUGUCGCUGAUGCAGUGGCCAGAGGCGACAAAGUCAAAGAUACCGAUUUGGUGGUGUGGAGUGUCUUUGGCUUGACGCACAACCCUAGAGUGGAAGAUUGGCCGGUCAUGCCGUGUGAGAUUCAUCAGGUGCAUUUGAGGCCUGCUGAUUUCUUCACGGCAAACCCUAGCAUUGAUGUGCCGCCUAGUAGCAACAAAGCCUCGGUUGAAGUGCAGAAGAGCUGUUGUCAACCUUCGCAGGGAAAGCUUUAG
Molecule: messenger RNA, 2025 nt
Organism: Aureobasidium namibiae CBS 147.97
Lineage: Eukaryota; Fungi; Ascomycota; Dothideomycetes; Dothideales; Saccotheciaceae
Exons: 3
Coding region: 1-2025 (674 amino acids)
Biological process (GO): amine metabolic process
Molecular function (GO): quinone binding; primary methylamine oxidase activity; copper ion binding
Source: RefSeq, a predicted model, not a curated record